AUGUUUGUGUUGGCAAUGUCUUCGAUUCCAACUACUGUUAUCUACAAGAGAAACGACGAAAAAUGGUGGAUUCCGACAGUCAAAGUUCCGCCAGAUGGUCUAUCAGAUGCAGCUAGAAGGUUCUUGCAGUACCAGAAGGACUGUGUAAACCAGGUUCUAAAGGCAGCCAUGGCCAUAAACGCACAGGUUUUGUUCGAGAUGGAAAUACCUGAGAGCUACAUCGACUCUCUCCCAAAGAACGGGAGGGCGAGUCUCGGGGAUCAGAUGUACAAGCAUAUAACGGUGGACUUCUUUGACCCGGACCAGUUCCUGAACAGCAUGGACAUGUCCUCAGAGCACAAGAUCGUCGACCUCAAAAACAGAAUCGAGGCAUCAAUCGUUAUAUGGAAACGCAAAAUGGUUUACAAAGACAGCAAGUCAUCGGCACCAUGGGCGUCCGGAGUGAGCCUGGAGAAGCGAGAGGUGUUCGAAGAGCGGGCUGAGACCAUUUUGCUCAUACUCAAGCAUAGAUACCCAGGGAUUUCUCAGUCUUCACUCGACAUCAGCAAGAUCCAGUUCAACAAGGACGUGGGUCAAGCGGUGCUCGAGAGCUACUCGAGAAUAUUGGAGAGCUUGGCGUACACGGUACUGUCGAGAAUAGACGAUGUUUUGGAGGCAGACAGAGCCGUGAACAAGAGGAGCCCGCCGAUUGAAUCAGAGGAAGAGACGCUGGUCGGGAGCAUGACGCUGUCGGAUUUCAUGGGAUGGGACUUCGAUCAGGCUGGUCAGGGGAACGGUGACUUGGAGUCCAAGAAAGAUGUAUCGGAUGAUCAGUUGGUGAAGGAGAAGCUGCCCGCAGUGACCACAAAGAAGACCUCAUACCUAGAAACCCUAGGCGGCGUCAAGAGUCCAACGGCCCGGCAUUAAAUGUGGUGGUGGGGGAGAUAUAGGAGGAGGGGCAAACAAAAAAACAGAGCAAGGAAGACAGAUAAAUUAAAUUAAUUAUUCUUUUUAGGAUUCAAAACUUUUCAAUGGGCUUUGUAAUUCUUUGUUUAUAAAAAAAACCCCAAUUGGGCUUUAAGAUUAG
Molecule: messenger RNA, 1066 nt
Organism: Camelina sativa (false flax)
Lineage: Eukaryota; Viridiplantae; Streptophyta; Magnoliopsida; Brassicales; Brassicaceae
Source: RefSeq, a predicted model, not a curated record